This is a messenger RNA of Leptopilina heterotoma, 2917 nucleotides long. Its product is annotated as ankyrin-3-like. The record is from RefSeq and is a predicted model, not a curated record. Gene Ontology annotation, biological process: protein localization to ciliary inversin compartment. Gene Ontology annotation, cellular component: ciliary inversin compartment. Bases 301 to 2508 code for a protein of 735 amino acids. Gene Ontology annotation, molecular function: protein binding. Lineage: Eukaryota; Metazoa; Arthropoda; Insecta; Hymenoptera; Figitidae. The transcript has 2 exons.
UGAAGGAUAUUUGACAUUUUUUGGUAAAUUUUUUUUCUGUCAACCGACGUAUAAAUGUACCGCCUUAAUAUAUACAGAAGAGAAAAAAAGAAUUGUGUUAUUUUCUAAGUGCCUUUUAAAAAAACAAUAAAUUUGUGUUUAUAAAAUGAACUAGGAGUAAAAUCUGUCAGUUUACAUAAUUCAUCUCUUUACAAUAUAUAGUUAUAUGGAUUGAAUGUUUUCUCUCCACGAUUUAUCAACUCGAUUUUCCUAAUAACAUAAUGUCCAGAAAUUGCACUGUGAACUAUUAAUCGAAGGACCAUGGACACGUCAAGUGACUAUAAUGACUCUUCGUGCUACAAUUCACUGUUUCUUGCCAUUCAUGAUGGUAAACUAAAUAUUGCUCGCAAUUUACUAGCGGCAGCUAGAGGACACGAAGAAAUUGUUCGACUUUUCACAAAACGCGAUGCAGACGGCAACACUCCUCUGCAUCUUGCAGUGAGGGAAAACCAUGCUGCAGUAUUCGAUUUGCUAGUCGAAGAAUUUAAUGUCAACUCGAGAAAUUACAGGGACGAAACGCCACUGCAUCACGCUGCAGCGAAUGAUCGCUUUGAGUUCGCAAAGUCUCUUCUGGAAAACGGCGCGAUUGUUAAUGUCAAAGAUGCUAAAGGACGAACGCCUCUUUAUCUUGCUAUAUCGAAACAAAACGUUCAGUUGGCAAAACUUCUGUUUAAAAAUGGCUCUUUUCUGAGUGAAGAAUGUUGUAACGAACUUCAACGCCAUUCCACAGUCGAUUUUAAAAUAUUUGAAGCAUUCAAAAAGCAACAGACAAAAAAAUGGGACGAAUUCAGUACUGUAACCAACGAAAACUGUCCUCUUGUAUCAGCUGUGUCAUUUGGUCAUUUAGAAGUUGUAAAAUACCUGAUGAAAAACGGAUAUAAAAACAGUAAAAUAAUAGAGAAAGAUGGGAAGCUUCUUUUAGAAACGUGUUUAAAGUAUAAAUAUUUAGAUAUUUUGAAAUAUUUAAUUGAUGCUGGUGUGAAAGCGAAAGAAAAUUUGUUAGAUUGCGCUAUGCGUUGGAGCAAGUAUGACAUUUGGAAGUACUUAUUAACAUCUAAUUCUAAAGCGAAUGCAGAUACAUCUUCACAUGAGUCAGAACUUCAUUCGGCCAUACGCGCAGGACAAGUGGAACUCGUCAAAGCAAUUGUAAAUAACCCAGAAGACGAAUGCGAACCUACUUCUGAAGCUGGCAAAUUAGCCGUUCACAUUGCCGUUGAAAAUGGCGACGAAGAUGUGCUGGCAAUUCUUCUAAGUGAGGGCUUUUCAUUCGAGGGUUGCCUUGAAUUUGAAGGUAUAAAACCUCUUCACGUUGCUGCAACAUUUGAGAAUACGAGAUUAACGGAAUUAUUAUUGAAAGCCGGAGCUGACAUUAAUUCAAAAUCUGUUGGAAAUUACACCCCAUUACAUUUUGCAGCAUAUGCAUUACAACCAACUGCUGUCAAAUUUCUGUUAGAAAAGGGUGCUGAUCCUCACAUUGAACUGAGCGAUUAUAGUAAAGCGACACCUUUAUUAAAGGUUUUAGAAAUGUUUUCUCCUUUUAUACAUCCUGUGACCGUUACUGCUUCAAUGUUUAAAAAUUUAGUGAAAAUUACAGAAUUGUUAACUCCAAGAGCGAUGAAAAAAAGCGAUCAGAAAUUAGUGUCAACUGCAUGUAGUAUAAGAGUGAUAAUUAAUGACAAUGAAUUUGAGAUGAACGCCAGCAAUUCAGAAUUUCGUCCCGAUAUUCUAAGAUGUAUAUUUAGUUACUUAUCUGAUGAGGAAAUCAAGAAUCUUUCAAGAUUUGCCUUGAAUGCAUAUCGAUUAACGUCCUCACCAGAAUGUUUAUAUUCACUGAUAGAAUAUGACGAUUCGAGAUCAUGUGAAGUUGUUGAAGCUCGUGAUUUUGACAAUUCGGAGUGCGAAUUGCUUUUAAUUGGUUACACGAAAAACAUUAAGUCUCUCAGGAAUGUUGAACCCAAAAUUACCUACGAUUCAGAUCAUGCUAAAGUGAAAGUAGAUGAGAAAAAUUUGUUGAAGUUGAUUGUGGCGCGUUUAGUGUUAUUAACCGCCGACAACUAUAAUCUAAGAAAGUUGAAGAAUUGGCCAAGAUACAAUAUUAGGAGUUGGAAAAUGAAGUGUGUAGAGCAAAAAGUCAGCAUGAAGGAAACAAAGGUUCUCGAGAGUUUAAAUAUCACUUUCUACGAUAUAUUGACUACAUCAGUCAACAAGCUUGCAAAGUACACGAGGAACGAGAAUUUUCUCCAAAGCCUAGAAUCUUCAUACAGCGAUUUUCCGGCGUAUGCUGCAUUCUUGAAAGUCAGAAUUGAAAUGGCAAGAAGGAGAAAUGAUUUAGUGGACGAGUGUGUGAAUCUUAUGUACAAUCUGGUUGGAAGAAAUUACAAAAUUCGAAUUUCAAUCUCCGAUAUGGAUCACAUUUUUCAGUAUCUUUUAGCAGUUGAUUUGAGAAGAUUUUCAGCGGCAUGUUCUUAAAGUGUAUUUUCAGUGUUAAGAGAAAAUUAGCUUUUGCGUUUGAAGUGUUUUCAUUUUCUAAAAAUUAAAUUAAAUAUCAUAAUUGAAAAUUCUCUAAAUUUUCUGAAAAAUGUAUUUUAUAUUUUAAGUCUCGUCUGCAAUGUUACUCUUCAUUAUCACUAUCGUCUCCGUCGAAUGAAUAAGCGCUUCCUCAUAGAAGAAUUGUCUUAACAAAUUUUCAAAUUUGAUUUUUUCACUUUUCUUUACGUUCCCUACGACCGUUUUCUUACGUUUAGUAUAACUUGUCAAUGCUCAUUUUUUAAUCUGUAAUUGAACAUUUUUCUGUAAUGCCAGACAAAAUUAUUAACAUUUUAAAAAAAUUUAUGUUAACAACGCAGUUUAUAAUACUGACAAUAAUAUGAAAAUCAUA